Messenger RNA from Rotaria sordida, 540 nucleotides. Lineage: Eukaryota; Metazoa; Rotifera; Eurotatoria; Philodinida; Philodinidae. The record is from the annotation of a GenBank genome assembly.
AUGUCUAAACGUCGAUUAGGAAAUAAAGAAAAUGAAGAAUGUUUAUCAUCAUUUGGUAAACGUCUUCAAUCAUUAAGUGAUACAUUUUAUUCAACAAUUUUUGAAGAUAGAAAAGAUAAAAAAAUUGAAAUAAAAAAUGCUAAACAAUUAGAAGAUUUGCAAACAUCUGAAUAUGAAGAUUUUACAUUUGAUCAAUAUUCAACUAGUCAAAUAACAUCAAAUGAUGAUUUUAGUUUUACUUUUCAUUCAAUUAAUAAAACAAAAACAGAAAAAUCUCAAAUAUAUCAAACAAAAGAAAUAAAUCGUUCAUCAACUCCAUAUUCAAUUGUUAAAGAAAAUUAUAUAAAAAAAGGUCAAGAUGAAACAAUAAUUGUUGAAGAAAAUAAUCAAAAUCAACCAAUUAUUAUUGGUUAUUAUCCAGUUAUUAGUUAUCAACCAAUUUGUUUUCCACCAACAAUUUAUUUAUCAAACCAACAAAUUCAAACAGAAUUAAACAACUCUUCAACAUUAAAUAAACUAACAUCAAUUAAAAAAAAUUAA